AACACAUAAAUACGAGUGUUUGCUUCAAGAUAGGUUGUAAAGCAUUCAUCGUCACAUUAGAGAGAGAUAAGAAAAAUGUUGUGUCCAAGGGAUUAUCUUAUUUGUAUCUCUUGUGUGGUCGUCCUCAUUGUCCAAUCAUGUCAUGGUUCUGAGAUUAUUGGUGGGAAAGAAGUGACGCCUCACUCGCUGCCCUUCAUGGCUCUGAUGGAGCAUCCAUACUGUGGAGGGACCCUGAUUCAUCCAAAAUGGGUCCUGACUGCUGCCCACUGUACAAACAUUAAAGAAGUGAUUCUGGGAGUGCACUCCAUCAAAGAAAAGGAAAAAGAUUCCAGGCAGGUCCGCAAAAUCAAGCCUUAUCCUCAUCCCUUCUAUGAUAAAACAUAUCAUGUUAAUGACCUCAUGCUGCUCAAGCUUAACAAACCGGUGAAGCAAACCAAGACGGUGAAAUUUCUCCCAUUGGGGGGCACUGUCAAAGAUCCAGCAUCUGGCUCCAGCUGUCUGGUUGCUGGAUGGGGGAAAAUAAAAAAUAACGCCAGGACUGUUUCAAAAGUCCUGCGGUCCGCCAAUGUGACCGUGAUCAAUAGAAAGAAGUGCAACUCUCCUGAUUUUUACGACCUGGAGCCUAUCAUCACCAACAGCAUGAUAUGUGCUGGUUCAGUCGUGAAAGAUGCAGCUGAUACCUGUCAGGGGGAUUCAGGAGGCCCACUAUUGUGCAAUGGAACCCUGGUUGGUGUCACUUCUUUUGGAAAGAUGUGUGGCGUAAGAAAAUUCCCGGGUGUCUACUCUUUUCUCUCAGAAAAACAAAUCAUCUGGAUCAAGAACACAAUGAAAAAGUCUGAAAUAUAAUCAGCCCAGUUUGUUAACAUCUAUUUAUGUGCUAAUAUUAUGCUACGUUCUCUUUAUCUAAGAAAUACAUUUACAUUGUGUUUUUUUAAGUGAUUCUUUUAAAGCUGUAUUCAAAAGCGCUUUAUUUUCUUAAGGUGAAAGCAAAACACCAAAGUGGCAUUAUUCAAUCUGCCAACCAGACAGAUUCAACAUUUAUAGUACUCACGCUUGAAUACUAUAACUUAAUUCAUGUGAUAAUAUUUUAUAAUUAUGUUGAUUCUCAGGCAUGCCCCUUUUAUUCCUCAUCAUUAUAACUACAGACCAAAAACAAAUGACAUUUUAUUCUUACAUCCAUAUUUCUUUCUUUGUUAUGUGUACUUUUGUAUCACUAUUACAAUAGGUUCGCCUUACAGAAGCUCCUGUAGUUUUACAAAUUCAUGACAUCAAAAGAUUUGUGUUUCAUUUCUCUGUUCUCAAGUCGUGAGGGAUCAAUGUAUCUAAAUAAAAGAAAAAACUUUGAUGUUUCAGUAAAAAUGA
Messenger RNA from Eleginops maclovinus (Patagonian blennie), 1362 nucleotides. RefSeq names its product granzyme A-like. Gene Ontology annotation, biological process: proteolysis. Gene Ontology annotation, molecular function: serine-type endopeptidase activity. The record is from RefSeq and is a predicted model, not a curated record. The transcript is spliced from 5 exons. Lineage: Eukaryota; Metazoa; Chordata; Actinopteri; Perciformes; Eleginopidae. Bases 76 to 846 code for a protein of 256 amino acids.